CGAUGGAACCCUAGGCCGCCUGGGUUCCACCGAACCCAGCACGCCUAGGUUCCAUCGAACCCAGGCAUGCUGGGUUCGUUGUUGGGUUCGGUGGAACCCAAGCAUGCUGGGUUCGCUGAAACCCAGGCGCUGGAUGAAAAAGGCAAGGCAGUCGUUGGGUUUUUGCAAGUGGAUGAAGAUGAAGAAGGCAUAGCUGUUGGGUUCGAAAUCGAACCCAGCAAGCAAUCAAACCUAGCAUCAAACCCAGUAGCCGCUGGGUUCCUGCAGUGCUGGGUUCAAUUUCGAACCCAGCAGGCACUGUGUUCAAGCUGGGUUCCUGCAGGUGCUGGGUUUGAAGGUGCUGGGUUUGAUUUUGAACCCAGCAGGCACUGGGUUUGAUUUUGAACCCAGCAGGCACUGGGUUCCGUUUCUAACCCAUGGAUCUGUUGAGUUCCAUUUGUUUCAAACUCAGCAGUUUAAAGUAAUUUUUUAAAGUAAAAAAGAAAAACAAAGAAAAAAAAAAAAAAGAAAUUUUUUAAAGUAAU
Rubroshorea leprosula is the source of this 524-nucleotide messenger RNA. The record is from the annotation of a GenBank genome assembly. NCBI's taxonomy places the organism in Eukaryota, Viridiplantae, Streptophyta, Magnoliopsida, Malvales, Dipterocarpaceae.